AUGAGCAAUAAACAAUCAAAGAAAAAUGAAAAUAAAAAGAAACAACUACAAGAAACAAAACAGAAACAGAAAUCAUCAUUCUUCUCUUUUGGAAAAAUAGUAUUUUUAUCAACAAUAGUAACAGGUGCAGCGUCAUAUUAUCUUUACAAAGCCUUAACAACUCCACCUGAACUACCAAAGUUUGAUCUGAAUGCAUACUGGGGACCCUAUCCUAUGAAAAUAAAUCCAGAUUUAUCUAUAAGACCUUACAAAGUUGAAUUUUCAGAUGUCAUGAUCAAUGAUCUUAAGGAGAGACUUCUUCACAGAAGGCCUUUCCCGCCACCUCUAGAAGAAGCUGGCUUUACUUACGGUUUUAAUACACAUUUCAUAACCAGAGUCUUAGACUACUGGCAGAAUAAGUAUAACUUCAAGGAAAGGGAAGAGUUUUUCAACCAGUAUAACCAUUUCAUGACAAAUAUACAAGGAUUAGACAUACAUUAUAUGCAUGUUAAGCCAGAUAAUCUUCUGCCAGAUGUUGAAGUAGUACCAUUACUGUUAAUACACGGGUGGCCAGGGUCUAUCAGAGAGUUCUACGAAAUUAUACCAAAGCUGACCAAACCAAGAGUUGGACACAAGUUUGUUUUUGAGAUCAUUGCUCCUAGCCUGCCUGGAUAUGGAUUUUCACAGGCACCCGCUCGCCCAGGUUUAGGCCCAAUGGAAAUAGCGGUAGUUAUAUCAAACUUAAUGAAAAGAAUCGGUCACGAUAAAUAUUACAUCCAAGGAGGUGAUUGUGGACAUUACAUAGGAUCUAUUAUGUCUACCUUGUUUCCAGAAAGAGUGCUCGGUUUUCAUACGAACUUGCCUGUGUUGUUUUUCCACCCAUUGGCUCAUAUUUACACAUUGCUAGGUAGUUUUUGGCCAAAGCUAAUAGUUGAGCCAGAGUUAGAGAGCCGCAUGUAUCCAUUAAGUGAGAAAAUGUCCUGGCUGAUACAAGAGUCAGGUUAUUUGCAUUUACAAGCAAGCAAACCUGAUACCAUUGGUAUUGCCCUAACCGACUCGCCAGCAGGUCUAGCAGCUUACAUAUUAGAAAAAUUUUCAACUUUGACAAAUCCUUCGUACAUAAAGGCUGGCGAUGGUAACUUAUUGGCAAAACAUAGCUUAACAAACUUACUAGACAAUAUCAUGGUGUACUGGUCUACAAACAGCAUGACAACUGCAAUGAGGUUGUAUGCCGAGAGUUUUAACAAACGAACUUUGAGUACUAGGCUUGAUGAAAUACCCACUGAAGUACCAACAUGGGGUAUUAAAUUCAAAUACGAACUGGCGUUUCAGCCAGAUUGUAUUUUGAAGUUGAAAUUCAAGAAUUAUUUACACAGUACUAUGGUGGAGGAUGGUGGACAUUUUGCCACUAUGGAAAAUCCUGAAAUAAUGGCAAAUGAUAUAUUUGAAGCUGUGAAUACAUUCAGACAAUUUCAUAAUGUUACCAGUCCUCAAGAAAAAGUCGAAAGCAAUGAUAAAAAACUUGAAAAUGUAUACGACUUUACUGUUAAAGACAUAUAUGGAAGAGAUGUCAAACUUGAAAAAUACAGGGGAUAUGUACUCCUUAUAGUCAAUGUAGCCUCCCAAUGCGGACUCACAGACACAAAUUAUGACCAGUUAAACGAAUUAUACGAGAAAUACGCUAAAGGCAGAGAUUUCAAAAUACUUGCCUUCCCUUGUAAUCAAUUUGGAGGCCAAGAGCCAGGGUCAUCGAAAGAUAUCUUGGAAUUUAUACAAGAGAGAGGCGUCAAAUUUGAUGUCUUCGAGAAAAUCGAAGUAAACGGAGAAAAUACACAUCCUUUAUGGAACUUUUUGAAAAAAACCCAAAGCGGUACAUUCGGUGAUUUCAUUAAAUGGAACUUUUCAAAGUUUAUCGUCGACAAAAACGGUGUUCCAGUGGAACGGUUCGGACCAAAUGUAAAUCCAUUGGAUUUGGAACCCUAUUUGGCUAAAUAUUGGUAAUAUAAAUUGUCUGUAUGUAAGAAUGGACCAAUUAACUUGUAUGAUGAAAUUUAUUAUUGAACUUGUUUAAUAUUUUUAAGCUAAAAUAUUCUCUGAUGCACUUAAGUAUCUUAUAAGCUUUUAAUUUAUACGUAAGAAUAAAAGCAAUUUGUUACAUUAAAAAUGUGAUCUUUUAUACUAUGUGAAGUAUGAAUAUGAUAAAUUAUAUUUUUUUAUAUUUAUUAAUAAAUUGAUUUUAUUUACCUAAAAA
This is a messenger RNA of Melitaea cinxia (Glanville fritillary), 2230 nucleotides long. RefSeq names its product juvenile hormone epoxide hydrolase-like (gene Jheh-lp3). Gene Ontology annotation, molecular function: epoxide hydrolase activity; glutathione peroxidase activity. The transcript is spliced from 9 exons. Gene Ontology annotation, biological process: epoxide metabolic process; response to oxidative stress. The coding region runs from base 1 to 1980 and encodes 659 amino acids. The record is from RefSeq and is a predicted model, not a curated record. NCBI's taxonomy places the organism in Eukaryota, Metazoa, Arthropoda, Insecta, Lepidoptera, Nymphalidae.